This is a messenger RNA of Torulaspora delbrueckii, 1188 nucleotides long. RefSeq names its product pyruvate dehydrogenase (acetyl-transferring) subunit E1 alpha (gene PDA1). Gene Ontology annotation, biological process: pyruvate decarboxylation to acetyl-CoA. Gene Ontology annotation, cellular component: intracellular membrane-bounded organelle. The transcript has a single exon. Bases 1 to 1188 code for a protein of 395 amino acids. Lineage: Eukaryota; Fungi; Ascomycota; Saccharomycetes; Saccharomycetales; Saccharomycetaceae. Gene Ontology annotation, molecular function: pyruvate dehydrogenase (acetyl-transferring) activity. The record is from RefSeq and is a predicted model, not a curated record.
AUGUUACGUUGUGGAUUGAGACAGGCAAUGAGGCCUCUGGGCCGUCGUUCGCUGGCGGUGGCGGCUGGAGAGUCUGAUGUGGUCGAGAUUUCCUUACCAGAGUCCUCGUUCGAAGGGUACAUGCUGGAAGUACCAGAACUCAAGUACGAGACUACCAAGGGUACCUUGUUGCAAAUGUACAAGGAUAUGAUCAUUGUCAGAAGAAUGGAAAUGGCCUGUGAUGCUUUGUACAAGGCCAAGAAGAUUCGUGGGUUUUGUCAUUUGUCGGUGGGGCAAGAAGCUAUCGCCGUUGGUAUCGAAAAUGCUAUCACAAAGCGUGAUUCUAUCAUUACUUCGUACCGUUGUCACGGCCAUACCUAUAUGCGUGGUGCUCCAGUGAGAAAUGUCUUAUCAGAGUUGAUGGGGAGACGUUCUGGUGUUUCCUAUGGUAAAGGUGGAUCUAUGCAUAUGUAUGCCCCAGGUUUCUAUGGUGGGAAUGGUAUCGUGGGUGCGCAAGUCCCUCUAGGUGCAGGUUUGGCCUUUGCUCACCAAUACAAGAAUGAAGAUGCUUGCUCUUUUACCCUUUACGGUGAUGGUGCUUCUAACCAAGGUCAAGUGUUUGAAUCUUUCAACAUGGCCAAAUUGUGGAAUUUGCCCGUUGUGUUCUGUUGUGAAAACAACAAGUACGGUAUGGGUACUUCUGCUGCUCGUUCUUCUGCUAUGACCGAAUACUUCAAACGUGGUCAAUACAUCCCAGGUCUCAAAGUUAACGGUAUGGAUAUCCUAGCUGUUUACCAAGCCUCAAAGUUUGCGAAGGACUGGUGUGUUUCUGGCAACGGACCACUAGUGCUUGAAUACGAGACAUACAGAUACGGUGGUCACUCUAUGUCCGAUCCAGGUACUACUUACAGAACCAGAGACGAAAUUCAGCACAUGAGAUCUAAGAACGAUCCUAUUGCUGGUCUAAAGAUGCACUUGUUGCAACUGGGAAUUGCCACAGAAGAUGAAGUUAAGGCUUACGACAAGGCUGCUAGGAAAUAUGUCGAUGAGCAAGUCGAAUUAGCUGAUCAAGACCCUGCUCCAGAAGCAAAGAUGUCUAUCUUAUUCGAAGAUGUCUACGUCAAGGGCACUGAGACCGAAACUUUGAGAGGAAGAAUCAAGGAAGAUACUUGGGACUUCAAGAAAAAUGGUUUCGCCUUCAGAGACUAA